CUCUGCUCGCAGCCCGUGAAAGCACUCCUACCAUCUAGCAUUAGGCGUCAAUAUCGAUGCUGCUGCUUCAUCAUAAUCAACGGCCCCUUUAACAGCGCAUGUUGCACGGCCACCCCGCCUAAAUCAACCCCGCUGUCGCAUGGCAGUGUGUCGCAUCGCAUCGCAUUGCAGCUACCCAAUCCAUCCUCUCGUCCUAUUAUUACCCAUCAACAGUCUUCAUAUACCUUCCUCCUCGUUGUCCCCUCUCUUUCAUCUUAUUGUUCAAAACAUCCUCCGCCAUCAUGGCUUCUGGACACAAUGAUCCAAAGCUGCUCUACUCCGUCACAGGCGUCAAGGCCUACCACCUCGCAAAUGGCACCGAGCAGUCAUUAACGCCAUCAGGGCCGCAGACGUUGUCGCUGCUGAUGGUGCCGACUUCUUCGGGCUUCGCAGACCCGGCAAGCACUGGAAACGGGAAUGGAAACGGGGAGCAGGACUUCUACCUCCACCUGCAUCUGCCGCCCGAGCUCGAUCUUCCCAUGCCAGCGACGACGCAAAUCUACCACCAACCUCCCAGCAGCUACCUGAUUCCACGGUGGGAUCUCGGCCCCGGCAAUGGCGCAUUCACGCGCCUAGAAUUCCCCGUCGUCGGCAGCAGGCCCAACGUCCAAGAGGAUGUCGAUACCUUUGAGACGAUUCUUGCACAAUGCACCGCAUUCCUCGAGCGAGCGCCGGCCCCAGCUCCGCCCCCAGAAAAGCGCAGGCCCUCCGACGCUGCCAGGGCAAAGGCAAGAGAAGCUGGAAGAGACGAUCCUCCCCCCUAUAACCCUGCCAACUUCGACGAGGGCGAGGGAUAUGUCCGGGGCAGUCACAGCUCUCAUUUGCCCGGGAGGAUCGUCCUCAUUGAUGAAGAGGAUGGCAGCGUCAUGGGCGAGCUUAGUGACGGCUUCAAUGUGGUCGAGGACGGUGGUGUUAAACCUGGAUCCAAAGAACCCGUCGAGAUUAUUCUCCCUGCCGAUGGCAGCCACAACAUCUCUGUUCAGCCCGCCUACGACUACAUAGAAGACACUAUCCACCCUGCCUACAGGACAUCGACCAUUGUCUCGUCAGCCACUAAAGCCUCGCGGCUCCUCAUCACAACAUCCGACUACGUUGCAAAGGCAAUGCAGAACCAGGCCGACAACUUCACCAAGAGUACCAAGCCUGCUGCAAAUCCCAUGACGUUUGCCCCUACAACCCACGACCAUAUUCGUCGCAUAAACCAUUACUCUACCAGAGUCGCUACUCUUUCGGCUCAAACCAUUGGUUCUAUCAAUCACUUUGCUCAAAACUUUGGCGCCGGCAUGUCGAAGCGCAAAGAUGGAAAGGCACGAGGCUACGAUAAAGACGGCAACGUCAUUGAGACGUAUAAGCCAGGCGUGUUGAACAAGAGUCUAAUGGCCUUUAACACCGUCGUCGAUGGCAUGGAGCAUGCCGGAAAGACUUUGCUAUCCGGCACAACAUCCAGCAUGUCUACAGUGGUUGGACACCGCUGGGGGCCGGAGGCAGGAGAGCUGUCCAGGCACCUGGGCGGCGGCUUCAAAAACGUCGGAUUGGUGUACAUCGAUGUGACGGGAGUCUCCCGCCGCGCCAUUCUCAAGAGCGUCGCGAAGGGUAUGGUUGUCGGCAAGGUCAAGGGAGGAGGCCAAAUUAUUGUCGGCGACAGCAACGGAACUAACAACGUCGCGGUUGUCUCUGGAGGCAAUGGCAGCGGCAGCGGCAGCGGCAGUGGCAAUGGCAGUAGGAGUGCUAGUGGUAGUGGAAGUAGUUCGAGAAAUGAAUCUAGGAGCGGCAAUGGGAAAUCGAGCGCAGUACACGAUACAUAUGGAGGCGGCGCAACAAUUCCAGGGAGCAAAGAGGGCAACGGCAAUGGGAAGAAGUCGGCGUGGUGAUGGUAUAUAAGAGAUUGUACAUAAGAGGUGAUCAGUUUGUAUUGCUGCAGCUUGGAGAUACCACCGAUAUGAGAUACGACUCUGCCUAGUGCAAUUUAAACAACAUGAGCUUUCUAAUUCAAAAUAAAAGUAAAUUUCACUGACGA
Messenger RNA from Trichoderma asperellum CBS 433.97, 2056 nucleotides. RefSeq lists its product as uncharacterized. NCBI's taxonomy places the organism in Eukaryota, Fungi, Ascomycota, Sordariomycetes, Hypocreales, Hypocreaceae. Gene Ontology annotation, biological process: cell division. Gene Ontology annotation, cellular component: plasma membrane. The record is from RefSeq and is a predicted model, not a curated record.